Messenger RNA from Betta splendens (Siamese fighting fish), 1390 nucleotides. RefSeq names its product gremlin 1b (gene grem1b). The record is from RefSeq and is a predicted model, not a curated record. Bases 144 to 692 code for a protein of 182 amino acids. Gene Ontology annotation, molecular function: receptor ligand activity; BMP binding. Lineage: Eukaryota; Metazoa; Chordata; Actinopteri; Anabantiformes; Osphronemidae. The transcript is spliced from 2 exons. Gene Ontology annotation, biological process: animal organ morphogenesis.
GAGCACAUCAGGAUCCGAACCUGAGCACAUCAGGAUCCGAACCAGAGCACAUCAGGAUCCGAACCUGAGCACAUCAGGAUCCGAACCAGAGAACAUCAGGAUCCGAACCUGAGCACAUCAGGAUCCGAACCAAAGCACUCAGAAUGGCCCGCUCAGCGCGUGUCUUCUGCGGCGUGGUUUUCAUCAUCGGGCUGCUGAACUUCCCCGUGGAUUCAAAAAGAACCCGAGGGUCACAAGGCGCCAUUCCUCAUCCCGACAAAAACAACCCGAACGAGUCGGAGCAGCACCCGCAGCCUCCGCAGAGCGGCUCCGGGUCGCGGCAGAGGCAGGGCUCCUCUUCACCGGCCGACGACGUGCUGGAGUCCAGCCAGGAGGCGCUGCACGUGACGGAGCGCCAGUAUUUAAAACGGGACUGGUGCAAAACGCAGCCGCUCAAACAGACCAUCCACGAGGAGGGCUGCGUCAGCCGCACCAUCAUCAACCGCUUCUGCUACGGACAGUGCAACUCCUUCUACAUCCCCAGGCACAUGCGCAGGGAGGAGGGCGCCUUCCAGUCCUGCUCCUUCUGCAAACCCAAGCGUUUCACCACCAUGACGUUCACGUUGAACUGCCCGGAGCAGCAGCCGCCGACCAAGAAGAAGCGCAUCAAGCGCGUGAAGCAGUGCCGCUGCAUUUCCAUAGACCUGGACUGAAAACACGCAAAGCGCCUCGCGUGAGUGCCUCUCGUUUUUAUUCUCCGCGGGUUGGAUUGUCGCACAGCCGGGAGCACGUGCCGGUCUUCACCCGGGCACGCGCGCCACCUACGACCACAUUAAAGCUGCUUCCAUAUACGAUGACUCUGCAUUUGCGAAACAUGCUACACUUCUGUUCAUGCAGCUGAUGCGUCACAAACGCUGAACCCGAACUUGAACGUCUCACCAGAAGCAUCGCUGCACGAAACGCUGACUGAAUGUGCACGUUUUACGCACGGCCUCCUCACCCCCGUUUACGCUUCAAACACUCGCUGUGACAGGAAAACACUUGUGAUCAUGCGGUGUUUCACGUGUUUAUAUUUGUUUGUUCAACUGGAUGUGUCCACUGUGUGGAAUUUGGUGGAUGGACGGUGAUAUUUGUACAUUGAAAAUGUGAUUUUAUGUCUUUAUUUCAAGGAUCUUUAAAGAUUGACUCAUUUCUGUGAAUGUCGAAGUCCACCAGUAAAGAUUUUUAAAAUUUUUUUUAUUUCAUUGUUUCUAUAAAUGUAAGUUGGAUGCCUAUAGUUUAAAACAGAUGGCUUUAACAUCACCCAGAUUAAAUAGUUGUAACAUGUGAAGCCAUCUUUGAUGUAACCGGGUUGUUUAUUCGUUUGAUUAAAUUAUACAUGAAAACAAAAUAAACGGACGCUGGAAAAUUG